CGUAAUGAGUCGUGCCCACAAAGAAUACACUUAUUUAGAAGCCCAAAAUCCUAAUCAUUAAGAGAGAAACCCACAAAAACCAGGAUAAAUGCAGUUUUGAGGUUUUUAACAUCCCUAAUUUCUAUUAGUGACCAAGAUAAUUUUAUUUCAUUCACGUGGGGUUCAUGCGAUAAGUUAGCAGCUAGUUGCUCUUCGUUUUCAUCCAAAUCGGAUAUUUGAAUCUAAACUCAGUGCUUUUUGCCUCUCAACCUAUUGAAAACCUAGAAGUUGAUUUUCUGUUUCAAUCUCAACUUAUCCAUGGACAAAAAGAGGAACAUUCACCAGCAAUCCCAUGUUGAAACAACCCCGAGGAUAGGGUUAUGUGAUUCAGAGAUCAUAGGAACUCCCAAAAACCAGCAAAAGGACAAGAAGCAGUGGAAGAAUGUUGAUCAAGAUGCCUUAUUGAAGCCUAUGAAGCUGCAGAAACACAAGUUGCGUAAAAAGAAGGUUGUGACAACCCCGGAAAUAGUGGUGGAUGAUUUGGAGAUAUUAGAAACGACCAAAAACCAGCAAAAGGGCAAGAAGCGGGGGAAAAAGCAAAGGAAGGUUGAUCAAGACACCUUAUUAGUUGAGAUAACCAACGAGCCUCCUUUGGAAGUAGAAUCCAACAAGAACCUAAAGAAGAUAAUAGAUGGAUUAAGUGAUCGUCUGAACGAGAUGACUGAAAUUGUCCAAAAAUUGAAGAAGACUUCUGAUCUACUAGACAAGGAGAAAGAAACUCCGGAGGAAAAGGUGUUCGAGUGUCUUUACGAAUCUAAAGAAGCGUUUAUCGAACACAAGAGAAGCAUUUUCGUUAGGGGAUUUGAUUGUUCCUUCCCUAGGGAUGAGAUCAGGAGCACAUUAAUAAAACACUUCAGUUCUUGCGGAGAGGUCUGCGAGGUUGCUAUCCCCUUUCAUUGUAAAACCGGUUCUCCCAUGGGAUUUGCUUUUAUUAAUAUGGUAAAGGAUGAAGAGAAGGCCUUAACACUUGAUGGAAGUUACUUGGGAGGGAUGAGGCUUGAGGUUACAAUGGCUAUAAAUAGAAGCGAAUACCAUGGCUACACUGGCCGCCUUGGUUGUAACCGGUGUCGUCGUGUUUUGUUGAAGCGCCGUAUGGAAGACUUCUAUAGUUUUCCGACAAUACUAAUCCCCUCACCAGAGAUCAAUAGAAGCAGCGGCUAGUCAGAGUCUCCCUACCAAGAUCAAGAAGUGUUGCCAACCAACUACAUCAUGCUUGCAUAAAUUUCUGUGUUCCAACAUAACUUGUUUUAUGGGAAUCGUUCGUUUUAUUUAGUUUCAUAAUUUAUGUUUAAUCUAAUGUUGAAUUUUUCUUUUCUUUUCUUUUAUAAUACUAGUAUUUAUCUUCUUUCUUUUCAAUGAAGUUAGUAUGUAUAACAUUGAAAAAUGACGAGGGUUAUGAAAACUUUAUAAUAUACAAUAAAAGCAAAAUUAGUAAA
This is a messenger RNA of Raphanus sativus (radish), 1475 nucleotides long. RefSeq lists its product as uncharacterized. The coding region runs from base 298 to 1200 and encodes 300 amino acids. Gene Ontology annotation, molecular function: RNA binding. Lineage: Eukaryota; Viridiplantae; Streptophyta; Magnoliopsida; Brassicales; Brassicaceae. The record is from RefSeq and is a predicted model, not a curated record. The transcript is spliced from 10 exons.